AUGCCCUGGUUGAGCGGUGGCCGCCGGAGGCGACGGGGACAGUCGCGGGAGGCCCAGCGGGAGCCGCCGCCUCCCGCUCAGCCCCAGCGGGAGCCGCCGCCGCAGACGUCCCCUGCCGCGGUCCCCGCACCGUCGGUGUCUUCGGUGCCGCAGCAGCCCCGGGCCCGGGAGAGCGCCGAGCUGCCCUUGCCGGCCGGCUGGGAGGAGGCGCGCGACUACGACGGACGCGUCUUCUACAUUGAUCAUAACACACGCCAGACGUCGUGGAUUGAUCCCCGCGACCGGAUAACAAAGCCAUUGACUUUUGCUGAUUGUGUUGGGGAUGAACUUCCUUUAGGAUGGGAAACUGUAUAUGAUAAACAAAUUGGAAUUUAUUAUAUGGACCACAUAAAUAAGCUUACCCAGAUUGAGGAUCCACGAGAGCAGUGGAGGCGAGAGCAGGAACGGAUGCUGAAGGAAUAUUUAAUUGUAGCACAGGAGGCUCUCAAUGCCAAGAAAGAAAUCUAUCAAAUCAAGCAGCAGCGGUUUGAGCUGGCUCAGGAGGAAUACCAGCAGCUCCACAAAUUGUGUGAGGACGAUGGGCGCUCAUAUACUAGCUCUUUCUCUGGAUAUUCAACAAAUACAAAGUAUGAUCCACAUCAAAUUAAGGCAGAAAUAGCAAGUCGUCGUGAUAGGCUUUCCAGAUUAAAACGAGAGCUGACCCAGAUGAAGCAGGAGCUACAGUAUAAAGAGAAGGGCGUGGAGACCCUGCAAGAGAUUGAUAGGAAGAUGUCAAGUGCUCACACCAAUUACAAACUGGAUGAGGCCCAGGCAAUAAUGAGCGAGCUCCGGACCAUCAAGAAAGCCAUUUGUACUGGGGAGAAGGAACGGCGAGAUCUGAUGCAGAGCCUGGCCAAGCUUACUGACAGCUUCAAGAAUAGCUGUGUCAUUACAGACCCUCUGCAAGAUUUCUCUCACAGUGCAGGGGCAGUUGGAGACUCUGGCGUUCCUCAGCAGUUUUGUGAUGCUGGCUCUCAGACCGACACCAUAGGGGAGUUCCUCUUUGAUGAUAAAACAAGACUUGUAGACCGAGUGAGACUUAACUGGCAGUAUGAGGAAGCCCGAAAGAGAGUCUCCAACAUUCAGCAGCAGUUGGCCCAGUUGUCUAACGAGUCAUGGCCGGGCAUGGCUGAGGCUGACAGGGACCGGCUGCAGCUCAUCAAGGAGAAGGAGGCCCUGCUGCAAGAGCUGCAGCUCAUCAUUCAGCAGCGGAGGUCGGCAGAAGACGUAGCCCGGCUGGAGGAGGAGAGAAGGCGCCUGGAGGAGGAGAUCCAGCGUGCUCGGGCCACGUCUGUACAGGGUGCCACAGAAAGGAUUCUACUUCAGGAAAAAAGAAAUUGUCUACUUAUGCAGCUGGAAGAAGCUACCCGCCUAACAUCCUAUCUCCAGUCUCAGUUAAAAAGCCUGUCUGCCAGCACCUUGACCGUGUCCUCUGGAAGCAGCCGUGGGUCCCUGGCCUCCAGUAGGGGCUCAUUGGCCUCCAGCCGUGGCUCCCUCAGCUCCAUCAGCUUUACAGACAUUUAUGGCCUUCCACAGUAUGAGAAGGCUGAUGCUGAGUGCGGCCAGCUUCUGCGCUUCGAUCUGAUCCCCUUCGACUCCCUGGGGCGUGACGUCUCCUUUGCAGACCCACAGGGCCACUCAGGCUUCCACAAGCAGAGGAGGUCCCUGGAUACACCCCAGUCUCUGGCCUCCCUGUCCUCCCGCUCCUCCCUGUCCUCUCUUUCACCCCCCAGCUCACCCUUGGACACGCCCUUCCUCCCAGCUUCCAGGGACUCACCCUUGGCACAGUUGGCAGAUGGCUUUGAGGUGCCAGGACUGGGUGCCCUGGACAGACUGCGGGCACAGGCUUCUGCUUUGGGAGAUGAAGAUUUGCAGGGCACGGCAACAUUUCAGCCUCAAGGAAUUCCUGGGGAUGGGGAGGGACCCCGUGAGCGGGGACCCCAACUAGCUGCAGCCACCAGUGGAACAGUGACUCUCCGGGAAGACAGCGCAAAGAGGUUGGAGAGAAGAGCACGCCGAGUCUCUGCCUGCUUGUCAGAUUACUCGCUUGCCAGUGACAGUGGGGUGUUCGAACCUCUAACCAAAAGGAAUGAAGAUACUGAAGAAUCAGCUUUUGGAGACACAUGUUGUAAUGACCCCCAGAUCUACGUGGGAUUUCUGCAUGACAGUACCAAUGAAUGUCUCCUUGUGCACGUAUUCCAACUGAGGAACUUUGCUGGUCUGGUGAUGAAGGAAGACUGUAAAAUCCACAUCCGCGUCUACUUGCCCCCGCUCGACUCUGGCACUCCUAACACCUACUGCUCAAAGUCUUUGGAAUUCCAAGCCCCACUGGUGUUUAAUGAAGUGUUCAGAAUCCCUGUGCAUUCCAGCAUGGUGACAUUGAAGUCACUUCAGUUAUACGUGUGUUCAGUGAACCCGCAGCUUCAAGAAGAACUCUUGGGCAUUUCUCAGAUAAACUUGGCUGACUGUGACAGUUCAAGCGACAUGCAGCUGCGCUGGUACCCUGUGCAGGUCUUCACUAGCUCUGAGCCGCAAAGGUCGAGAGAGCCCAUGCUGGUGGUGGAGAGUGCCACGCGGGAUACCAUGCAUGCUGGCUCGGGGAAGACGGAUGCAGUGACAGUGCUGCUGGCCAGAACCACAGCGCAGCUGCGAGCUGUAGAGAGGGAGCUGGCUGAGGAGCGAGUGAAGCUGGAGUAUACUGAAGAGGAGAUCCUGGAGAUGGAGCGCAAGGAGGAACAGGCCGAGGCUGUGUCUGAGAGGAGUUGGCAGGCCGACUCAGUUGAUAGUGGCUGUAGCAACUGCACCCAGACCAGCCCUCCUUACCCAGAGCCCUGUUGCAUUGGUAUGGACUCCAUCCAUGGGCACACGCUUGCUGGCCAGGCAGAUUCUUACAUCCCUGAGGAACUUCGGUCCCUGCCUCUUAAGGUUGACAAGGAGACCACCACAGAAGACCUCUUCCCAGAAGAAGCAGUGAGCAUGCGCAAGGAGCGGCCCGGCCGCCGGGCCCGUGGGUCGCCCUUCGUUCGCAGCAGCACCAUUGUGCGCUCACAGACCUUCUCACCUGGAGCACGGAGCCAGUAUGUCUGCAGACUUUAUCGUAGUGACAGCGACAGUUCAACACUUCCCCGGAAGUCGCCCUUUGUCCGAAACACUUUGGAAAGACGAACCCUUCGCUAUAAGCAGUCCUGCAGGUCUUCUUUGGCUGAGCUCAUGGCCCGCACCUCCCUGGACCUGGAGCUGGAUCUUCAGGCAUCAAAGACUCGACAGCGACAGCUAAACGAGGAGAUUGGCACUCUCCGGGAGCUGAGGCAGCGUCUGGAAGAUGCCCAGCUGCGAGGCCAGACUGAUUUGCCACACUGGGUGCUCCGAGAUGAGCGAUUCCGCAGCCUACUGAAGGAAGCGGAGCGGCAGACCAGACAGACUAAACUUGACUACCAUCAGGAACAAGUAGCUGAGAAGAUGUUGAAGAAGGCUUCCAAAGAGAUCUACCAGCUGCGUGGGCAGAGUCACAAAGAGCCCAUCCAAGUGCAGACCUUUAGGGAGAAGAUAGCAUUUUUUACAAGACCAAGGAUUAACAUACCUCCUCUCCCAGCCGACGACGUUUGAUGUAGUGCAUUGUGCACAUGAAGUAUUUAUCUGCCUGUUUUAUUUUCAUGAAGUUCUUAGAUUAGCUAAAUUUGUCUUUAAAAUAUUUGUGCAAAGCUAUUAAUAUACACAUUUUGUAAAAAAAAACAUAUAUCUAUACAUAUAUAUUUUAUAAUAGUGACGGCAACAGGGCUUGGUUUUUCCUUGUUGUGAAUCAACAUCUCUAAAGACAGGUUAUUUUAUAAAAGAUCAACUAUCAUGUUAAGAGUGUACAGUUUUUAUGCUGUUUUACUUGACUUAAAGGCUGAAAGACAGAAACGAAGUGAGUUCAGGCAAAUUCACUGUAUUGUAAUUUAUUUAUAGUACUUUUUUUUUCCUUGAAGGAAAAUACUGACUUUAAGUUGUAUUUUAAGACUGAAUUUUUGUUCUUCAGUAUUUGUCAUACAGUAGAAUGGAACUUGGGGCCGGUUUUGUUUCUGACACCUGACACGCAAACACUAUGUGCUGAAUUCGUCACUUGUAUCAGUUUUUCAUAGGUGCAUUUACCAUGUAUAUUGUACACUUUCACUCUCUGUGUGUUUUGUUAAAAUAUCAACUACAGUGGCUCAGUCAUAUUUUGCUAGCUGUGUAUGCGUUGCAGGGCUCAGUGUCCUGUGUGGCCUGGGCACUGAUAGCCCUUUAUUGCUGUGUUGUCUAUUGCAUAUCUCUGUGCUUACCACAAGUCUGAAGCCAGCAAUGGAGCCUCCGGCAUCCCAGGUUUCAGCCUGCCUGUCCACCGGUGGCUGUUGGCCGUCCACACUGCCUGCAUUGGUCAGAGCACAUGCAGCUACCUUGGCCACCUUGGGCUGAUGUGACAGACAGAAGGGUGGGCGUGUCCUCCUGCUGUCCCACUGGGUUGUGAAGGAAAGUGAAAAGGGUGUAUAAAGCAGAUAACAAUGGCAGAGACAUCAACUUUGAAGGUGCUGUGUGUGUGUGUGUGUGUGUGUGUGUGUGUGUGUGAAGAAGGACAUGUGGGUAACUUGAAUUACCCAGCAAGUCACUUACAGGAGAGUAUUUGAACUAAAUCAGAAUGCCUCCCUCACAUGGGAGUCUACCCAGUAUUGUUCAUGAGGGAACAAAAAUUAAUGGAAUAAAAAUAUGCCACAAGUUUUUAAAUGCCAAAAAGUCUAGUUUGCCUACACACAUUUAUCAUAAAUGAAUUGUGCUCUCCUUUCUGAGGCCUUGAAUGAGUAAAUGAAGUAGUCACAGGAAAUGUCAAAGAAAACAGAACUCUUCCUAGAGCUUUCUCCUUUUCCCUUGGAAAUGUCCCCUUUAAUCAGGUCUAUUCUUAUCAGCCUGUAACUUCCUUCCUAAUGUAACCCACUUUCCUUUUUAGAAUUGUUAAAAAUGAAUUUUAUAAAGGCAUUUCAUUGACAUGCGACCAAUCACAGACAAUGGAAUUUGUCAGUGGUGGUAAGACUGAAAAUUUUAUGCUUUUCAUGGAUGUCAUCUCUUGCUAUGCAUUCCUGCUUCUAGCUUUGCUUUUUUGCUCCUCCCCCACUUUUUUCCAAUUCCUUUUUAUAUGAACCUACAAUAGAAGUAGAGGCCCAAGGCACCAAUCCUUAGAGCAAUGCCAGUGGCAGGCAGCAUUGCCAGGCAGUCCCUCUCCCUAUGCUCACAGGCUGCUGGGACCUUAGCCUCCAGCCAGAGCUAGCUGCGGUAAGCACCAGUUAUACGUAGAGCCAACCUUCAAAGUCACACCUCACUCCAAGCUACUCUCUGUGGGUUAGUGAAUGAAGGCAGCUUUUCCGCCAACUCCUAUUCAUAGUUGAGAGGAAAAUCUACUAUCCUGAUACCAAAAGUCCCCAGACCCAUGUUUUCUGAAGUGUCCCAGCCUCCCUUACACCAAUGUCCCUGUGGAGUGUUGCCCGGUUACUCUUGCCCCACAGGGGGUCUGUGCUUUGGGGUCAGUCUGAGGAGGAUUAUGUGGCCUUGCCACCUUCCCAUCUCACCUCUUCCUUCCAUCUGGCCUGGCUGUGCAUUUGGAGCACAUGGAAGAUGAUCUGUUUUGUGCUUCCCAUCUACUUAAGAUAUCUCCCACUUCAGACAAAUGAAGUCCUGUGGGUUUAGGGAGGAAAAGUUACACCUACUGUGUAAGUUUAGGCAUAUGUUUGGCCUUGUAAGGAAGAAAUCUGCUGAUCUCUGAGCUGUCCUGCGCCUGAAGUGAUCUGAAUUCUGCCGUCGGGGUUUCUGAAACCACCACAUGUAGAAGGGAAUUUGGGGUUUCGCUUUAUCUAAUCACUGCAUUGUCAGGCUUUGGUGAUUAUUGCUAAAAUAAGUAACCUUCUGUUGUGGAAUAAGUUAUAAUCAGUAUUCAUCUCUUUGUUUUUGUCACUGUGCUCUAUGAUUGUGUCAUUUGUAUCGUUUGAAAGUAUUUCUUCUAUAAAAUUAAACUAACCUGCCUUAAGAACAAA
Molecule: messenger RNA, 6077 nt
Organism: Jaculus jaculus (lesser Egyptian jerboa)
Lineage: Eukaryota; Metazoa; Chordata; Mammalia; Rodentia; Dipodidae
Gene: Wwc3
Product: WWC family member 3
Exons: 23
Coding region: 1-3645 (1214 amino acids)
Biological process (GO): regulation of DNA-templated transcription; regulation of hippo signaling; negative regulation of organ growth
Cellular component (GO): cytoplasm
Molecular function (GO): kinase binding; molecular adaptor activity
Source: RefSeq, a predicted model, not a curated record